GCUUCCGGAGCGGGGAGGAGGAGUGCACUGCAAACAGUAAAUGCCGAAAGUAAUUGUGAGCAUUGAGCAACCGUGGAGCAUCAGACUUCUGGAAACUACUGCCUGGGAUACACACACCUGUUGCGCUGCAGGGACAUCACACGACUUUCUGAAUUUCAUCGAGGCGAUCUGCUUACGGUCGAGAAUUCAGAAAUGACGGACACUCUUAUUCCUAAUGGUAUCAAGACCGACGUACCAGUGGAGAAUGGCUACUUCAAAAAGGGAUGUAAUCCAUUCGCCCAGACGGGUCGCAGUAAGCUGCAGAAUGAGAGAGCGCUUCUCAACCAACAAAUCAUCAAGCAGAUGAGGAUGAGAGCUGGAGCAGAGAAUCUCCUUAAGGCGACAUCCAAUAAUAAGGUUCGGGAGCAGGUGGUACUGGAGUUGAGUUAUGUGAACUCAGAUCUGCAGCUUCUCAUGGAACAGCUUGAGAGACUCAACAGCUCGGUGGAGGUUUAUCAGAACGUACAGGAGACAUCCAGCAUCCCACUCAUCCCUUUGGGGCUGAAAGAGACAAAGGAGGUGGAUUUCUCCGUUGCACUCAAGGACUUUAUUUUGGAACACUACAGUGAAGACGGCUCAAACUUUCAAGAUCAGAUAGAUGAUCUGAUGGACCUUAGACAGGCAUGCCGGACCCCCAGUCGUAAUGAAUCUGGUGUAGAAUUGCUUGGCAAGUAUUUGGGUCAACUGUCCUUCCUGGAGACGCGAUUCUUCUCCCCUACACGACAGAUUGGCAUUUUCUUUACAUGGUAUGACUCCUUCACUGGCGUGCCUGUGUGCCAGCAGAACAUUUCUCUGGAGAAAGCCAGUCUGGUCUUCAACAUGGCAGCUCUCUACUCGCAAGUUGGCACCCGUUCCAACAGACAAACACAAGCUGGACUGGAGGAAGCUAUCACUGCUUUUCAGAAAUCAGCAGGUGUCCUUCAAUACCUAAAGGAGACAUUCACACACACGCCCAGCUACGAUAUGAGUCCUGCUAUGUUAAGUAUGUUGAUUCGGCUGAUGCUAGCGCAGGCGCAGGAGUGUCUGUUUGAGCAGAUCGCUCUGCCAGGAAUCCGAAAUGAGUUCUUCAACCUGCUCAAAAUGGCCCAGGAGGCUGCCAAGGUGGCUGAGACCUACAGUCAGGUUUACCAGUCCAUGACCCAAGACCCCAUUAAGAACAACGUGCCCUUUUUCUGGACCACCAUGUGUCAGCUGAAGACCAAUCACUACAACUCUCUUGCUCACUACUUUGUCUCCACUGCCUUGCUGGACCACCAGCUGUCCCCCAAUGAUGAUGAGGACAAACAAGAGAAGGCUCUGUCACAAGUAUAUGACGCCAUGCCGGAUUUACAUUCCCCUCUCGACAUCCUGAAGAAUAAGGAAGAGAGGCGGAGGAUAGGUAAAGCUCAUUUGCAGCGUGCCAUCAUGGGACACGAAGAGGCGAUCCGCACGCAUGCGCUUUGUCGACACUUGCAUAAAACAGACAUCAUGAGCGACAUCCUGCAGGCCAGCCACAAACGUUCCCUUGCCAAGUUUGAACAAUAUGACAAGGAAGAUGAGUUCACAGACUACAUGAUUGCACCAGAUAUCAUAUCUAAGACAGAUAAGAAAGCGGAGAUGGAACUUCCAGCUGCCACCAAGGUGAAAGUCACAGACUUAUUCCAGCGGCUGGGGCCUUUGUCAGUGUUCUCAGCAAAGCAGAGAUGGACAGCUCCACGUACCAUCAAGCUAAGACUGCAAAACAGAGACCUUGGAUUCACUCUGAAGGGAGAACCGCCUGUUCAGAUACAGUCACUCGAUCCACUUUGUCUUGCAGCGUCGGAGGGACUGAGAGAGGGAGAUUACCUUGUUGCUGUGGGCGAUACAGAUUGUAAAUGGAUGGGAGUGAGCGAUGUUAUGAAGCUUUUAAAAGACGUGGAUGAGGAGGGCGUUAACAUCAAAGUGGUCAGCAUGUUGGACAGUAGCAGCCAACCAAUGCCCACCAAAAGCGCAACAUACAGUGGUGGUCUGCCCAAGACCUAUUCCAUGAUCUGCCUUGCACAUAAUGAGGACGAGAAGAACGCAAAGGCCCGCAAGGUGGCAAAGAAACCAUCAUUUCUCAGCUGGGGACUCAAAAACAAGCUGAAGAGCAGCAGCACGUUGAGUCUUCCCAAUGCAGAUUACAGUGGAGCUCAGCCCUGGAACAGGCCAUGCCCAACCUUUCCUGGCUCCUCGAAUGAUAGUGCGCUCUACUAAACAAACGCAACUGGAUUUGUACAAACACUGAUCGCACAAAAGCACCCUAUAUUAAAAAUAAGAUGGAGAGAAGAUUACAGAGGGUAAAGUUAAGUACUAUAGUAAAAUAUACAUUUUGCACAUCUAUUUACACAGGUGUAAGCUAUUUUAUUUGUUCAUUUAUUUGUUCGUCUCACCAGUUUUACGUGUUUUAAUGAAUCAGUAGAUAAGACACAAUGUGUAUGCUGCUUGAAAUAUUUAGAUUUGUGUUUUAUUCAUGUAUUGAAUGGUUAAAAUGAAGAUGAGGUGCGAUGAAGGAUUAUUCUGCCAAUAGAUAGGCGCCCUCUUGUAGUUCGACACUUGUUUUGCUGUGGGUGAAGAGAGCUUCUUUUGUUCUGCAAUUGUACAUGUCUCUUCUUUACACUGCUUGAGGACACUCCUGUCCUUUGUCAGAACCACACAGCAGACGGCCUGUUGCUUACAGACAAGGUUUCUAUGGUGAUCUUGCAUUAUUGAAUGGAAUUGUAAUCCUUUGUCGAUCACUGUAGAAGAACAGAAUGUAGAAGUUGACAGCGAAUAGAUUUUGCUUCUCGUACGUCUACGCAAGCAGUAAUCAUAUUUGUGUGUAACUGAAGUAUUUACAUACACUGAAGGAAUAAACCAUGAUAGGACUUUGGCCAACACCAUCAACAUAUUGCCAGAAAAGUGAAUAUAAAUGCCAUUCUUAUUUAACUUGUUUUAUGUGUUUUAUCUAACACUUCUUAAGCGUUGGAAUAUUUCACUGUCUACAAAGUAGAUUUUUAUACACAUUUGAUAAUCAAAUAAUUUAUAUGCAAAAUAAAGAGAAACAUAACUAUAUAACCAUGUAUUCAUUUUAAGUAUUUAGUUUUUGUAUCAUGAAAUUGUAGCUUGAUGUAUAUAAUCAUGGGUUGGUUUUAUGGCUACAGUACAGUUUUUUUUCUGUUACUCUUUUUAAUAGUGUAGCUCAAAGGGUGUUUUUCCCUGCAUACAUCUUACUGACAAUAUUUAAAAAUUGUAAUUAAAUUCAAACCUCUCUCAAUACAAGAAAGUCUUAAGCCUUACCACUGAACAAUGCCUUACCACUGAAAGCAUUAUCAGGGUCUACAAUAAAAUGUUAUUAGUAACUGUGGACCUACACUCCUUGCUUGUAAAUAAUGUAUUAUCUUUGUGAUUGUAUUUUUACCAUUUAUGUUUUUACAUACACUGUUCUGUGAGGAUGUGGAUGUUUUCUAUCGUAUACUUAAUGAAUCUUUAAAAGUUGCACAUGUUUUGUUCUUUAAAGUUGAGCUAGAAUCAACAUUAUUGGCCUGAAUUUUAACAUUGUUACGAAUAUUAAUGUUAUAUGAGACCAAUCCCAGAUUAGUUUCACAACAUUUGACCUUGUUCAUGUUUCUAUAGCUUAUGUUAAUUAGCAAGUGUCUGGUCUGUGGUUAAUUUUUAUUUGUUAAUUUUAUGUUGUCUUUGUAAAUCUUGAAAUAAAUAAAAUAAGGGGUCAAAACUG
This is a messenger RNA of Misgurnus anguillicaudatus (oriental weatherfish), 3754 nucleotides long. It is a transcript of the gene rhpn2, whose product is annotated as rhophilin, Rho GTPase binding protein 2. Lineage: Eukaryota; Metazoa; Chordata; Actinopteri; Cypriniformes; Cobitidae. The record is from RefSeq and is a predicted model, not a curated record. Gene Ontology annotation, biological process: signal transduction; negative regulation of stress fiber assembly. Gene Ontology annotation, molecular function: protein binding.